UCAGUUUUGUCAAUACGUGUGCAGUGUUGUCCAAAAAUACUCCCCAUUUUUCCCUAACUUACUUGUUAAAUAAAUAUAUUUCCCAUAGCGCUUCGUGUGUGAAAAAAAGAAUACGAAUUUCUUUCUCAAAGGCUAUUCGGAAACCAAAACAUUUCACGGAUUAAUAACGCUCUAACCAAAACGAUGCCUCUUCACGAAACGUGACGCCAAAACCAAGAGAAGGAGAAGGAGAAGAAGAAGUAAGAGGAGGAGAAGAAGGAGGAGAGAGAGUGUGUGUUGGAUAAAAUAUCACCCCAUUCUCGAAGGGAUUGGAACAUGGUGCUGUGCUUAUUAAGCUGUAACACUUUCCCCUAGCUAACUGCUCCCUGUGUAGCUGUGUGUAAGUCAAGUGUGUUCGAACAUGCUGUGCUUAUUAAGCUGUAACACUUUCCUCUAGCUAACUGCUCCCUGUGUAGCUGUGUGUAAGUGUGUUCGAACAUGCUGUGCUCAACACAAAGUGUAGAUCUAGCUAUACUCUCCUCUAGCUAGCUAGCUGCACGCUGUGUGUACGUACGUGCGUGUGUGAGUGUGUGUAAAGUGUCCGGACAAGAAACCAGCACCAAGAUGUUGAAGACGUCCAACAGCCCCGUGGCUGGCGUGAAGGUGUUCAAGAUCCUCAAGUCCUAUUGUCAAAAGAAUGUUUCUCCACCUUGCAGGGUCCAAGAAUCUGACGGCAGCUUCUUUGAGAGCUACACGGCGCUCGCGUGGAGGCAGGAGAACAAGAGGCUUAGGGCUGCCAGUGAGGAUGACAAGGACUGUGACAAGCCCCCUCCAGUGGAGAUUCAGUACGCCAGUAAACCACAGCUGCCCAAACUCUCCAAGAAGGAGGUUUCAGCGAUCCCUAUUGCAUGCUGGGAAUCAUGCCGGGGCGCGCACCGGAAGUGGACUCCGGAGCCGGCAUGUCGUCUGAUGACGAGGGGAGCAAGUCACGUGACAGGGAGCCACGAGAGCGCCACAACUCCAAGAAGUUCUCGCUGCGCCGGAGGUCGAACAAGAACGCCGUGGUGCGGGAUAUGCUGCCGGCAAAGCUCAUCAGAACCACCACCGUGAAGCCUAACACGCUCAACCCCGUGUGGAACGAGAAGUUCCGAUUUGACCUGGACGAUGUUCACACAGACAGACUCCAUCUGGAUAUCUGGGAUCAUGACGACGAGUCCUCGGUGGUGGAAGCGGCUAAGAAACUGAACGAGGUGUCUGGCCUCAAAGGUCUAGGCCGGUUCUUCAAGCAGGUGGCGCAGUCGGCCCGCUCUAAGGACAACAGCGUGGACGAUUUCCUGGGCAGUGUCAACAUCCCGCUAGAUGACCUGCCGUCCAUGGGUUCCAGCCAGUGGUAUCACCUAGAGGGUCGGUCGGCGCGGUCCAACAUCCAGGGAGAGAUUCACCUCAAGCUCAGUCUGGCCACGAGGGAAGACCGGGGAAUCCCGGAGGAUGACAACUGGACUGACGUGAAGCAACACGAGGAUCUCAUGUGUAUCUUUGUGGAGUAUGAGCUCAGGAAAUACAACAAAACAAACACGGAGUGGUAUGAGCGAAUCUAUUCAUCCUGUCAAGCACAGGCGAAGAGAGACGAAGACCUGCUCCAUGCACUGAUAGAGCUCUGCAACCAGCUCAACUCGGAUGUCUACAAGGCUUACAACAACUACAACACGGUCUUUGAGGAGUGGCGCACGUUGAUGCUGCCGUCAAGUACAGCACGUCUGCUGUCGAUGUCUGCUGCUGCUUCACGCAGAUCACAGAGUUCUGGAAACAGCUGGCGUGGCCGGAUCGGGUGGGAGCCUACCCGUUUGUCUACAAACUCACAGAGGACAUCUGUAAUGGCGCCAAACUGUACGCGGACCUGGUACACACCAAGCUGACAGAGAAAGGUUACUAUGACGACGAGGGGCAGUUUGACGUCACUGAGGAGCUCUGUAUCACCAUCAACAACAUCGAGCAAGUCCGCCGCUCCCUCAAACCUCUCCCCACUCUGCUGGACUUCAGCGAGAUACAGCAGGCUCUGGAGCUGGCACGGGAUGAUAAUGAGUCGUCGGAGGAAGGAGCCAGCGGUCUGCUGGGUAAGGCGUCUCUCCAGGGCAUCAUCAAACAGGCGGACGAGGAGAUGGUGAGGAAGAUCCGACAGGUGGUGGAUAGAGUGGCAGACAAGAUGCGCCCAGACAUCAAGAAGGACGUGUUUCAUCUGAACUGGGCCCCGGAGUCACUUCCGGCGGAAGAGGCUGUUGGUGAUUUGCUGGAAUACCUGGACAGUAACUUGCUGACCCUCAACUCGAACCUCCUGAAGACGAACUUUGAGAGAAUUCUGUCGUCUAUCUGGGUGGAGGUUCUGGAGGAGUUUAGGGAGGUGUUGGACACUGAGGAGAUGAACCUCCGCAAGGAGCUGACCAUGCACAAGAUGGACACUCUGUCUCUCAUCGAAACGUUUUAUAUGGAGAAGAACGAACAGCAG
Molecule: messenger RNA, 2482 nt
Organism: Aplysia californica (California sea hare)
Lineage: Eukaryota; Metazoa; Mollusca; Gastropoda; Aplysiida; Aplysiidae
Product: BAI1-associated protein 3
Source: RefSeq, a predicted model, not a curated record